UCUGCUGGGCUCUCGGCUCGUCUGGGCGGCGGCGGCGGCAACUGGGGGACGGGCGGGUGGCGCAUCACGGGCGCGGAGGCAGGAGGAGCCGUCUCAUUGUUCCGGGAGCCGUCGCCACUGCAGGUCCCUCGGCUCUGUGGGCUCGGCCCCUGUCAUCCUUCCCCACCUCCCCCCACAACCGCCCGCGGCUCUGAGAAGCGGCCCCGGCGCCGGCAGCAGCUGCAGCAUCCUCCUCCGACCCAGCCAUGGAAGACUUGGACCAGUCGCCUCUGGUCUCGUCUUCGUCCGCGGACAGCCCGCCCCGGGGUCCGCCCGCAUUCAAGUACCAGUUCGUGAAGGAGCCGGAGGACGACGAGGAGGACGAGGAAGAGGAGGACGAAGAGGAAGAGGAGGACGAAGACCUGGAGGAGCUGGAGGUGCUGGAGAGGAAGCCGGCCGGUGGGCUGUCUGCGGCCCCGGUGCCCGCCUCCCCCGCCGCGCCCCUGCUGGACUUCAGCAGUGACUUCGUGCCCCCCGCGCCCCGGGGACCCCUGCCGGCCGCGCCCCCCGCCGCCUCGGAGAGGCAGCCGGCUUGGGACCCGAGCCCCGCGUCCUCGGCCGGGCCCACGCCCUCCCCUCCGGCCGCAGCCGCAGCCUCGCCCUCCGAGCUCCCCGAAGACGACGAGGACGACGACGAGCCCCCGGCCCGGCCGCCCCCUCCUCCCCCGGCCGCAGGGAGCCCCCAGGCCGAGCCCGGCCCGGCCCCCGCCGCGCCCCCGUCCACCCCGGCCGCGCCCAAGCGCAGGGGCUCCUCGGGCUCCGUGGAUGAGGCCCUCUUUGCUCUCCCUGCUGCAUCUGAGCCUGCGAUACACUCCUCCGCAGAAAAAAAUAUGGAUUUGAAGGAGCAGCCAGGUAACACUGUUGCGGCUGGUCAAGAGGAUUUCCCAUCUGUCCUGCUUGAAACUACUGCCUCUCUUCCUUCUCUGUCUCCUCUCUCAGCUGCUUCUUUCAAAGAACAUGAAUACCUUGGUAAUUUACCAACAGUACUGUCCAUGAAAGGAACACUUCAAGAAACCUUAAAUGCAACUUCUACAGAGUUCUCGGAGCAAGCAAAAAAUCCAUUUGUAGACAGAGAUUUAACAGGGUCUCCAGAAUUAGAAUAUUCAGAAAUGGGAUCAAAAUUUAGUAGCUCUCCUACAGCAGAACCUGCCAUAACAGUAGCAAACCCUAGGGAAGAAGUAGUUGUAAAAAAUAAGGAUGAAGAAGAGGAUUUAGUUAGUAAGAACAUCCUUCAUAAUCAACAAGGAUUACCUAUGACUCUUACAAAGUUGGUGGAAGAAGACCAAGUUAUGUUUCCACAGAAAGUGAAGAGCAGUUUUAAUGAGAAGGAAAUUGCAGGAGAAGCUCCUAUGAGGGAGGAAUAUGCAGACUUCAAGCCAUUUGAACGAGUAUGGGAAAUGAAAGAUGUUUAUAAAGAAGAUAGUGGUGUGUUGGCUGCCGGGGGUAGUAUAGAGAGCAAAUUGGAAAGUGAAUUGGAUGAGAAGUAUUUUGCAGAUAACCUGGAGCAAGCAAACCCUGAAAAGGAUAGUGAAAGCAGUAAUGAUGACGCCUCUUUCCCCAGUACACCAGAGGCUGUGAAAGAUGGUUCAGGAGCAUAUAUCACAUGUGCACCCUUUAAUCCAGAGGGCAUUGCAACCAAAAACAUCUUCCCUGUGUUAGAAGAUCACACAUCAGAAAAUAAGACAGACGAAAAGAAAAUAGAAGAGAAGAAAGCUCAAAUUGUAACAGAGAAGAAUAUUAGCACCACAACAUUAAACCCUUUUCUUGCAGCAGCACAGGGUUCUCAAACAGAUUAUGUCACAACAGAUAAUUUAUCAGAGGUGACUGGGGAAGUAGUGGCGAACAUGCCAGAAGGUCUGACCCCGGAUUUAGUACAGGAAGCCUGUGAAAGUGAGUUGAAUGAAGCUGCAGGUGCGAAGAUUGCUUAUGAGACAAAAGUGGACUUGGUGCAGACCUCAGAAGCUAUGCAGGAAUCACUCUACCCCGUGGCUCAGCUUUGCCCGUCAUUUGAAGAAUCGGAAGCUACUCCAUCACCGGUUUUGCCAGACAUUGUUAUGGAAGCACCACUCAAUUCUGUAGUUCCUACUGCUGGUGCUUGUGCAGGGCAGCCCUGUUCAUCACCAUUAGAAGCUCCUCCUUCAGUUAGUUAUGAAAGCGAAAAACUCAAGUCUGAAAAUCCACCACCAUAUGAAGAGGCAAUGAAUGUAAAACAAGUAUCAGGAAUAAAGGGAGAAAUGCAACAGCCUGAAAGUACUAAUGCAGUUGUUCAAGAAACAGAAGCUCCUUAUAUAUCCAUUGCAUGUGAUUUAAUUAAAGAAACAAAACUGUCCACUGACCCAAGCCCAGAUUUCUCUACUUAUUCAGAAAUAGCAAAAGUGGAAGAGCCAGUGCCCGAGCAUUCUGAGCUAGUUGAGGAUUCCUCACCUGAUUCUGAGCCAGUUGACUUAUUUAGUGAUGAUUCAAUACCUGAGGUUCCACAAAGGCAAGAAGAGGCUGUGAUUCUUACGAAAGAGAAUCUCACUGAAGCUUCCUAUGAGUCAGUGUUAGAACAUGAAAGUAAGGAAAAACUCAUUACUUUACCAGCGGAGGGAGGAAAGCCGUAUUUGGAAUCUUUUCAGUCCAGCUUAACCACCACGAAAGAUACGCCAUUACCUGACGAAGUUUCGACAUUGACCAAAAAGGAGAAAAUUUCUUUGCAGAUGGAGGAUCUCAACACUGCAGAUUAUACAAACGAUGACUUAUUUGUUUGUAAGGAAGCCAAAAUAAGAGAAAGUGAAACAUUUUCAGAUUCAUCUCCAAUUGAGAUUAUAGAUGAAUUCCCUACACUUGUGGGUUCUAAAACUGAUUAUUCGAAAUUUGCCAGGGAGUGCACUGACCUGGCAGUGUCCCACCAAAGUGAAGAUCUAAAGGCACAGGGUGGAGCUGGGUCAUUGCCCUGCUCAGCAAUGCUUCCAGAGCUCUCUAACAAGGAGGUACAGCCUAAAGAUGAAGAGCAAAUCUCAGAUGAAUUCUCCAGAGAUAGAGCUGACACAGGGAAGGUGCCCUUACUUCCUCCAGAUGUUUCUGCUUUGGACACUCACACAGAGCCCAAACAGAUAGACAGCACAGUUAAACCCAAAGUUCUUGUGAAAGAAGCUGAGAAAAAACUUCCUUCUGACACAAAGAAAGAGGACAGAUCACCAUCUGCUAUAUUUUCAGCAGAGCUGAGUAAAACUUCAGUUGUUGACCUCCUCUACUGGAGAGACAUUAAGAAGACUGGAGUGGUGUUUGGUGCCAGCUUAUUCCUGCUGCUCUCGCUGACAGUGUUCAGCAUUGUGAGUGUAACGGCCUACAUUGCCUUGGCUCUGCUCUCUGUGACUAUCAGCUUUAGGAUAUAUAAGGGUGUGAUCCAAGCGAUCCAGAAAUCAGAUGAAGGCCACCCGUUCAGGGCAUAUUUGGAAUCUGAUGUUGCGAUAUCUGAGGAGUUGGUUCAGAAAUACAGUAAUUCUGCUCUUGGUCAUGUGAACUGCACAAUAAAAGAACUCAGGCGUCUCUUCCUAGUUGAUGACUUAGUCGAUUCUUUGAAGUUUGCAGUGUUGAUGUGGGUAUUUACCUAUGUUGGUGCCUUGUUCAAUGGGCUGACUCUUCUGAUUUUGGCUCUGAUCUCACUCUUCAGUGUUCCUGUUAUUUAUGAGCGGCACCAGGCGCAGAUAGAUCAUUAUCUGGGACUUGCAAAUAAGAAUGUUAAAGAUGCUAUGGCUAAAAUUCAAGCAAAAAUCCCUGGAUUGAAGCGCAAAGCUGAGUGAUGCACAAGAGCAGAGUUGAUCUGGAAAGGGGCUCUUCAUUUGAUCACCUGGGGGAGGGUCAGGGAGGAAUGAAACCUUGACGUUGCUGUGCAGUUUCACAGAUCUUUAUUUUUAGCAAUGCACUGUAUUGAGGAAAAAUUACCUGUCUUGACUGCCCUGUGUUCAUCAUCUGAAGUAUUGUAAGCUGCUAUGUAUGAAUUUGAACCAUAGUCAUACUUGCUCCCUAUGAGGCACUGGUAAGCAAAAAUAAAGAUCUGAGAAAGCUGUAUAUGACACUUGGUUACAGGUAGUCUUGCUGUAUUUUGGGGAAGUUGAUGAAAGGUGGAGCUGACAAAACUUUUCAGUUUGUGCGCUGUGUGUGGUCUGUGUAGAUUGAUGCAGGUUUUCUGAAAUGAAAUGUUUAGAUGAGAACAUAUCACUAAAGGAAGAAUAAAAAAGCUUGCCUUUAUGAUAUGCUCUAGGUGUAUUGUGAAUUUUACUGUUAUAUUAAUUGCCAAUAUAAGUAAAUAUAGAUUAUAUAUAUCUAUAUAUAGUGUUUCACAAAGCUUAGACCUUUACCUUGGAGCUGCCCCACAGUGCUUGAUACUUCGGUCAUUGGUUAUACAUGUGUAGUUCCAAAGCACAUAAACUAGAAAAAAGAAAAUAUAUUUCUAGGAGCACUACCAUCCUUUUCCAACAUGAAACAAUGCCAUACACAUAGAACUCUGACAUAAACUUCAUUGCACAGACUUGCUGUAGUUACUUUCGUCACAAACUCUGAAUCUGUGGACUGAACCUAAUGCUUCCAAAAACCUUGUUUGCAAAUAUCAAACAUUGUUAUGCAAGAAACUAUAAAAUGGACUUAUACCAUUGUGGUUUAAGCUGUACUGAACUAAAUCUGUGGAAUGCAUUGUGAACUGUAAAAGCAAAGUAUCAAUAAAGCUUAUAGAAUUGA
Ochotona curzoniae (black-lipped pika) is the source of this 4758-nucleotide messenger RNA. RefSeq names its product reticulon 4 (gene RTN4). Gene Ontology annotation, biological process: endoplasmic reticulum tubular network formation; neuron differentiation; brain development. The record is from RefSeq and is a predicted model, not a curated record. Gene Ontology annotation, cellular component: neuron projection; postsynaptic density. The transcript is spliced from 9 exons. The coding region runs from base 246 to 3824 and encodes 1192 amino acids. Lineage: Eukaryota; Metazoa; Chordata; Mammalia; Lagomorpha; Ochotonidae.